CCCGCAGGGCUAGCCCAGUUCCUAUAGCUGCAGUAGAUAAUCUGAAUCCUUGUUUUUAUUUAGUGGAUCCUCUAUCCCUCUGAGAGUGUGGAACUCCUGAGGUCUUCUUAUCCAGUGACUGUGAGGUGAUGGAGUUUUCAAGUCAUUUUAAAGAGGUGGGCCCAAAGCACCCGGGCAGGGUAGUCGUGGCUGCCAGCCUCACAGGAUUGCUUCUGCUUCAGGCAGUGUCCUGGGCAUCAGGUGCCCGCCCCUGCAUCCCUAAAAGUUUCGGCUAUAGCUCAGUGGUCUGUGUCUGCAAUGCCACCUACUGUGACUCUCUUGACCCCCUGACCUUCCCUGCCCUUGGUACCUUCAGCCGCUAUGAGAGUACGCGUAGCGGACGUCGGAUGGAGUUGAGUACAGGGACCUUCCAGGCCAAUCACACAGGCACAGGGCUGCUACUGACCCUGAAGCCAGAAGAGAAGUUCCAGAAAGUGAAAGGGUUUGGAGGGGCCAUGACAGAUGCUGCUGCUCUGAACAUACUUGCCCUGUCACCCUCUGCCCAGAGUUUGCUGCUCAAAUCUUACUUCUCAACAGAAGGAAUUGAGUAUAAUAUCAUCCGGGUACCCAUGGCUAGCUGUGACUUUUCCAUUAGCACAUACACCUAUGCCGACACCCCCGAUGACUUCCAGUUGCACAACUUCAGCCUUGCAGAAGAAGAUAUCAAACUCAAGAUACCCCUGAUUCACCAAGCCCUGAAGUUGGCCCAUCGCCCUGUCUCACUCUUCGCCAGUCCCUGGACAUCACCCACUUGGCUCAAGACCAAUGGGGCAGUGAAUGGGAAGGGGUCACUCAAGGGUCACCCAGGGGAUAUCUACCACCAGACCUGGGCCAAGUACUUUGUCAAGUUUCUAGAUGCCUAUGCUGCGUAUGGGUUAAAGUUCUGGGCCGUGACGGCCGAGAAUGAGCCUUCUGCAGGGCUGAUCAGUGGGUACCCCUUCCAAUGCCUGGGCUUCACCGCUGAACACCAGCGAGAUUUCAUCGCCCGUGACUUGGGUCCAACCCUUGCCAACAGUACUCACCGUGAUGUCCAGCUGUUCAUGCUAGAUGAUCAACGCCUUUUGCUGCCCCGCUGGGCACAGGUGGUACUGGCAGACCCAGAGGCAGCCAAGUACAUCCAUGGGAUUGCUGUACACUGGUAUCUGGACUUCCUGGCUCCAGCAAAAUCCACCCUGGGGGCGACACACCGGCUGUUCCCGAACAUGACGCUCUUUGCCUCAGAGGCCUGUGUGGGCUCCAAGUUCUGGGAGCAGAGUGUGCGCCUAGGCUCCUGGGAUCGAGGAAUGCAGUACAGUCACAGCAUCAUCACGAAUCUCCUUUAUCACGUGACUGGCUGGACCGACUGGAACUUUGCCCUGAAUCCUGAAGGGGGGCCCAACUGGGUCCGCAACUUUGUGGACAGCCCCAUCAUUGUAGACAUUGCCAAAGAUGUGUUUUACAAACAGCCCAUGUUCUACCACCUGGGCCACUUCAGCAAGUUCAUUCCUGAAGGCUCCCAAAGAGUUGGACUAGAGGCCAGUGAGAAGACUGAGUUGGAAACAGUGGCACUGAUGCAUCCUGAUGGCUCUGCAGUUGUGGUUGUGCUAAACCGGUCCUCGAAGGAUGUGCCUUUUACCAUCAAGGAUCCUGCCGUGGGCUCCCUGGAGACCAUCUCACCUGGCUAUUCCAUUCAUACCUACCUGUGGCGUCGCCAGUGAUGGAGCAGAUACCCAAGCAAGGACCUGGGUUCAGCAUGGGCAUUAAAGGGACAGAGUCAGCUCACAUGCUGUCUAUGGCUAAAGAGGGCACAGCAGGGCUGGGGUGAGCUUAUAGUGACGUAAGCCCUUGGGCAGUGGUUUGGGUGACUCACUCUCCUCUCCAGUGGGUGCCAGGGGCUUGAGGCCCCUAGAGAAAGAUCAGGAAACCCUAGUGUCCCCCCACCCGGCAUGCUUGUGUUAGCUGUGUGCUGGUUCCUGUGGAAACUGGGCCUAGACCCAGGGUGAGCUCACUGUGUGUAUUAAAACAGAUGGAGUGGGAGUUAGGGAAAGGAGAGACUAGGAAAGCUAGACCCAAGCUAGGUACUAUUUGUCUUUCCUGGAGAUGCAAGAG
Urocitellus parryii (Arctic ground squirrel) is the source of this 2127-nucleotide messenger RNA. It is a transcript of the gene Gba1, whose product is annotated as glucosylceramidase beta 1. Gene Ontology annotation, biological process: glucosylceramide catabolic process. Gene Ontology annotation, molecular function: glucosylceramidase activity. The record is from RefSeq and is a predicted model, not a curated record. NCBI's taxonomy places the organism in Eukaryota, Metazoa, Chordata, Mammalia, Rodentia, Sciuridae.